Molecule: messenger RNA, 2942 nt
Organism: Lepisosteus oculatus (spotted gar)
Lineage: Eukaryota; Metazoa; Chordata; Actinopteri; Semionotiformes; Lepisosteidae
Source: RefSeq, a predicted model, not a curated record
CAAAAAAAGAAGGGAAAGAAAACAAGCCGGCGGUCGGGGGUUCUGUUUCUAAAAGGAGGACUUGAACCAGUUCCAGAUUGGACACGCAGCUUCGACAAACCGCUCGCCUCUCGGGAAUUGGAAAAGCCGUCUGGAAUUUGAAUAUUUUCGCCCCUUUAGGUCACUUGGCAUGCCACUGAUUUCCUGGGCAACACCCCUUCGCAGCGUAUUUAAACGGAGGGAACUUUCUCUGUUUCCAAUCCAAGCUCCAGUCCUAACGACAAAUCAGGAGUGACCACGAAAGAGCGCAGCGAACCGAACCGAACCGAACCGCACCGCUACUGCAACAGCAACAACAACAGCAAACAGCAGCUCCUAGCUCAAGCUCCAGCCCGCUGACUGAGUAAAUCUCUUGGAAUCGUCAACUCGCAGACACUGUGAAGAUGUUUGGGAAAGCUACUGCGAAGGGGUUUCUUCUUCUGCUGGUUGUCUACACGACCCGAGGACAGGACUGCUCCUCGCCCUGCGCCUGCCCGCCAGAUCCCGCUCCUUGCCCGAUCGGCACCAGUCUGGUUCUGGACGGCUGCGGGUGCUGUAAGGUGUGCGCCCGGCAGGCCGGCGAGCCCUGCUCGCUCCUGGAGCCCUGUGACCACCACAAGGAGCUGUACUGCGACUACUCCAUCCUGAGCGACACCGACACUGGCGUCUGCAUCGGUGAGUCAGGCUUGGCGCUCACGACUGCUGGUGAACAGAAAGAGCCGAUUGUUUUUUUUAAAGGAGCGAGCAAUCACGAGCUUAAAAAAAUACGCACCUUUGGAUUUUUCUGGUUCACAAUCGCAGAAUUGUGGUUCGACUCCUGGUUUAAAUGCAGUGCUUUAGAGUACGUCAUCACUAAUUUUGUACCCUCAGUCCCUCCCCGUCUGUACCCCUCAGUGUACCGGGAGGUGCCCGCGUACGGCCCGGAGCCCGAGAGCCCGCGGGACAACUGCAUCGUCCAGACCACGGAGUGGAGCGAGUGCUCCCAGACCUGCGGCAUGGGCAUCUCCACCCGCGUCACCAACGACAACGAGCAGUGCCAGCUGGAGAAGCAGAGCCGGGUGUGCAUGAUCCGGCCCUGCGACGUGGCCCAGGAGGAGGGCAUCAAGAAGGGGAAGAAGUGCAUCCGGACGCCCAAGACCCCAAAGCCCAUGCGCUUCGAGCUCUCCGGCUGCACCAGCACCCGGGCCUACAGGCCCAAGUUCUGCGGGGUGUGCACGGACGGGCGCUGCUGCACCCCACACACCACCACCACGGCCGAGGUGGAGUUCCGCUGCCCCGAGGGGGACAGCUUCCGCAAGAAGAUGAUGUUCGUCAAGACCUGCUCCUGCCACCACGACUGCCCGCGCGACAACGACAUCUUCCUCAGCACGCACCGCCGCAGGAUGAUCGGGGACUACGACAUCUGAGCCCCCCUUCCCCCCCCCGUACACACACGCACACACGCGCAUGCAGAGACCCGGAGAGACGCCAGCCCCCGCGGCAUCUCUCUCUGCCGCCUAAAGAGGAGUGCACUGAACCCAUUUGCAUGCUGUUUUGUUUUCUUUCUCUUUCACAGAGGAGUGAUGGCCCCUCUUCCUCAGUCCCCCUUUACUUUACAAUCACACAGUAUUUGACAUGAAGGAAAGUGGCCUUUUUCGGCUUUCGGCUCUCGAAGAUGGUAUGUUGUUGGAGUUUCUGUGGUUGGCCUUGUCGCAGAUCUCGUGCUCCAUUUGGACACCUUCCACUUAGGGGGGAAAACGCCUAUCUUCUGUUCACCAGUACUGCGGGGUACAGGGCAUGUCCUAGAUGACAAGUCGUUUUUAGGUAUUUAAUGCCCCAGUGAAAAGCACUGUGUUUUCUCUGCUUGCACAGACUAGUCUUUCGAUCAGUAUGUUCAGUCCUGCCUCAGUGUGCAGCUAGUACAAGACUGGAAUCUCUUAUUUGCUAAUAGUGCUCUUCGGAACAUUUUGCCACAGAGCGUUUGUCAGAAAUAUGCAGCAGGGAUGUCUUCCUGCCAUCCUGGGUCUGUCAUCAGAGUUAUCCGACUGAGGUAGCUGAGGUUUCCUGGAUCUAGUAGUCCAGGAUCUGAUGUCACGGGCCAUCAGGACAUGUGUGCUUGGCAUCAGAAUGCAGUGCUGGGAUCCAGGCAGUGGGGAAAAUUUAAAAGGAGGGGAAAGGGUGUCUCAGUGACCCGGCAGUAAUCAGUCCAACGCUAGAAGGGCACAACAUAUCCUGAAUCCUUUGCUUGUGCCAAAAGUUUAUCACCACGGUUGGUUGAAUGACUGAUCAGAUUGUAUCUGUGGGGGAAAAAAGAGUUCUUCAGAUGUCAGUCAUCACAGUAAACUUUCAGGUCCACUAGAGCUAGUGGCCACUGCGAACACGACAGACCUACAGACCAUAACACCAGCCCAAUUAGAUCCGUGCCACAGCCCCACCUCUCCAUAGCACUUACUUGCAGUCACUCUGAUGUAGCACUCUGAUGAAGUGACUGCGAAAAUGCUGUAUGUCUGAACAGACGAAUGCCCUGAGAGCAUUCCCCAGAGUCGGCUCCCUGUCCUGAGAAGAGGGGGGGGAUUUGUCUCUUGGUGACGCAGUGAGGGACCUGACACGACCUCCUGAAAUGCUUGUAGAGGGAGGAAAAAACCUAUAAAAGAAAAACAACACAUUGAAAGUGUGGCUUUUUAAAAAGAAUUACUGUUAAUGACAUUGCUUACUGUAUAUUUAAAUAAGAAAUGCGACUCUUGAGAAAUGUGCCUUUGUGUAAAUAAUGUAAAUAGACUGUGUACAGUUUUGUACUAUAAUUUAUGUUAUUAACUCCAGGCAUAGAUGUAUUGUACUGUAUCCUUUAUGUUUCACUGCAACUGCUUGUGUUCUUCCAAGACACAAGUGAGUAAAUAUUUGUUGCACUUUAGUCGGUUUCCAAUAAAAGUGUUAUAUUUUUUGUA